Molecule: messenger RNA, 653 nt
Organism: Eruca vesicaria subsp. sativa (arugula)
Lineage: Eukaryota; Viridiplantae; Streptophyta; Magnoliopsida; Brassicales; Brassicaceae
Source: the annotation of a GenBank genome assembly
AUGCUCCCAGAUAUCGAACUAUAUCAUUGGCGCAAAGGGUCUCAGUGGUUUGAAGUGAACCGUGAAAUCGCUAUUUACAUCAUCUCUGACUCGAAAUACUACUCAUUGUUCAAAAAAUACUGCAGACCAGCUUGUUAUCCAGACGAGCAUUACAUCCCAACUUUGUUGAACAUGUUUCACGGUUCAGUGAACGCUAAUAGAAGUGUGACAUGGGUGGAUUGGUCCGUAGGGGGUCCGCAUCCAGCUACAUAUGGGGCAGAUAAUAUCACAGAAGGGUUUUUACAAUCAAUAAGACAGACCGAGACUGAUUGUCUUUACAAUGAAGAGCCAACUUCUUUAUGCUUCCUUUUUGCUCGGAAGUUCGCUCCUAGUGCCUUGGCUCCUCUUAUGAACUUGAGCUCUACUGUCAUGGGGUUUUGAGUGAACAGCUGACUUCUUUCUCUACUUUUAUAGGGAUGAGAUAAGAUUCUUCUACGAGAUAUACAUAGGUUUUGAUUCAUUUUUUGUUAUUAGUUCUUUGGUUAUGAUCUCAUCAUGUAAAGGUUGAGCCUUUUGUAUGUAAGCCUUUUGCAGAGCUUAGCUAUUCUAGUUAUUGAUUACCAACAUCUAAUUCUUUUUUCAUCAACAUUUUGGUAAAAUGAAAUGAAACGUUU